UACUGGGAGUUGGCGUUCAUAUGUGUCGAUGUAGUAGUAUGGAUGGCGUUAGUGGUGGUGCGCGUGCGUUACUCUGCGUUUCCAUUGACAUUUUAAUACACGUUUAGACAACGUUUGACAGCAGCUGUCAUAUGUCAAAUCCGGACUAUUGUACAUGGAAAAUGAAUCGUGUUUCGAAAAUUUUCCAUCCCACCGAUUCAUUGCUGCAGAAGACCAGGAAUGUUCUUGGAUCGAAAAAUCAGAGCUUACUCGUCGACUAUGGACUGAUGAAACCACUGGACAAGGGCACCUUUUAUUAUUUGCCCAUUUUACAGCGAUCAAUUAAUAAAACCAGCGCACUUAUUAAACGAUUCAUGCACAAAAUUGAUGCACAAGAAAUUAGCAUACCCAAUUUAACGCCCGUCGAACUAUGGACACAGUCCGGGCGGUUUGAUGUCUAUGGAUCUGAGCUAUUCACGUUAAAGGACCGACAUGAGAAACCACUGCUUCUUGGACCGACGUUUGAAGAAUCCAUUACACACAUGAUGACACUCGGCCAAAAUAUCGGCGAAAAACAAUUACCAUUCCGGUUAUAUCAAAUUGGAAAUAAAUUUCGUGAUGAGAAUGCGCGGUAUGGUCUAUUGCGAUCCAAAGAGUUCAUUAUGAAGGAUUUGUAUACUUUCGACGUGGACAUAGAAAGUGCAACGAGAACUUACGAAGAAGUUAACGACAUUUAUAGGAAAUUGUUUACUUUUCUUGGGGUUCCAUAUGAAAAAGUGGAAGCGGAUGCCACAGAUAUGGGCGGCCAUUUAUCGCAUGAGUACCACUAUUUGGCCUCGAUUGGUGAGCAGAGCCUACAGACCUGUUCAUCUUGCGGAGAAACUUCAAUAGACUCUACUGAAACUACGGAUGAUGUGUCAGAGUGUCCCAAGUGUAAAUCGAAGGAACUUCAGAAAAAUCGUGGAAUCGAAGUGGGUCAUGCAUUUCUCUUGGGUGAUACGUAUACCAAAAAGCAGAAGGCGAAUUUUCUCAAGGCUGGAAAGCCAGUACCGAUGCAAAUGGGCUGUUAUGGAAUCGGAGUAACCCGUUUAAUCGGCGCUGCCAUUGAGAAGCUAGCAACAGAGUCACACAUUCGAUGGCCGUUUCCAAUAGCGCCAUUCUCCGUUUGUAUUAUUCCUCCAGAGAAGCGAAGCAAAGCAUUUAGUUCAGCUAGUCAUUAUUUGGAAGAGGUGCAUGAUCGACUGAACACCGUUCCAGGACUGCAAGACUCAAUUUUGGUUGACGAUCGGAUUCGAGUUCCGAUUGGAGACCGAUUUCGCAAUGCGAGGAGGUUGGGCAUCCCAUUGGUAGUCAUAAUCGGGAAAAAGGCUAGUGAUACCGAAAAUCCACAAUUUGAAUUGCAUUUUAUUCAAGAAGAGAAAGAGUGCAAUUUAUCGUUGAAUGACCUCAUCAACGAGGUCACUAAAUAUUCACAAGAAAAACAUAAAGAGAAUUAAAUUUAAAACUUUAAAUUGUUGUUGGGAAAUAUCAUAUAUUUCUUGCUAGAACAUUGUUUUUUUUUUUAAAUAAAAUGACAAAGAUUAAAACUUG
Molecule: messenger RNA, 1569 nt
Organism: Sitodiplosis mosellana (orange wheat blossom midge)
Lineage: Eukaryota; Metazoa; Arthropoda; Insecta; Diptera; Cecidomyiidae
Gene: ProRS-m
Product: probable proline--tRNA ligase, mitochondrial
Exons: 9
Coding region: 132-1475 (447 amino acids)
Biological process (GO): prolyl-tRNA aminoacylation
Cellular component (GO): cytoplasm; mitochondrion
Molecular function (GO): ATP binding; proline-tRNA ligase activity
Source: RefSeq, a predicted model, not a curated record